AUGGCUUUUGUUUUUUGCUGUUUCUUGCAAUUUCUGCUCUCUCAGGAUACACAUGCAGCUCAGCGUUUCUGUUUGCCAGGGUGUACCUGCUCAGAGGAGAGUUUUGGCAGGAGUCUUCAGUGCCUGUCUGUGUCUUUGGGAAAGAUUCCAGACAACUUUCCCGAAGAACUCAAGCAAGUGAGAAUUGAAAACUCACCCUUAUUUGAACUUCCCCAGGGGGUUUUCACCAACAUGAGAACUUUGCAAUACCUUUGGCUCAACUUUAACAAUGUCACUGUAAUCCACCUAGGCGCCCUGGACGAUCUGCCUGAGCUGAGAGAGCUGAGACUGGAGGGGAAUAGGCUCCGUUCAGUACCAUGGACAGCGUUCCGCUCCACACCGCUCCUGCGGGUCUUGGAUCUCAAACACAACCAGAUUGACGCACUUCCUGAACUGGCUCUUCAGUUCCUAGCCAAUCUGACAUACCUUGACAUAUCCUCCAAUAGGCUGACAGUUGUAGCCAAGGGUGUCUUCCUAAACUGGCCAGCCUAUCAGAAACAGCAGCAGCAUGGUUGUGGAGCUGAGAUUCUUUCCAACAUGGUGCUGUCAUUGCACAAUAAUCCCUGGGAAUGUGACUGCCGUUUAAGGGGGCUUGUUGAGUUUGUCAAGUCCAUCGGUUCUCCGUUCAUUCUGGUGAAUUCUUACCUGAUAUGCCAGAGUCCUGUCUCUAAAGCAGGACAGCUUUUACAUGAGACUGAGCUUGGUGUUUGUAUGAAGCCAAAUAUCUCAACCCCUAGCGCAAAUGUCACUAUCCAGAUAGGAAAGAAUGUGACCCUGCAAUGCUUGGCACAAGCCAGUCCUUCACCAACCAUUGCAUGGAAGUAUCCCCUGAGCACAUGGAGAGUAUUUGAUGUGUUGGUCUCAUCAAUUGCAGAAGAUACUGUUUUGUCCCAGCUUGUCAUCCCAGCAGCUCACCUGAUGGAUAGUGGUAAUUAUACUUGUAUGGCUUUCAACUCCAUUGGAAGACGCUCCCUUGUCAUCAGACUCUACAUCGAGCCUGCCCAGGCCAUGCCUGGAUGGCAUUCUCCUUCCACCUCCUCAGAGCUCAGUGCCUAUGUUGACCUACGGGUUGUCAAGCAGACAGUGCAUGGCAUCUUGCUGGAGUGGCUCACCGUGACCAGCCUCCCAGAGGAGCAGUGGUUAACUCUCUACAUUAAAUCUGAUGAAGCUCUCAGGAAGAAGGUGGUCCAUAUAGGCCCUGGAAUCAACUCAUAUGCUGUGGAUAAUCUCCUCCCUGCUACAGAAUAUAAAGCAUGCCUCAGCCUGAGGAGUCAGCCUCCCAGCCAGGGCCAGUGUGUGGUCUUUGUGACAGGAAAAGACAGUGGUGGGCUGGAGAGUCGUGAGCACCUCUUGCAUGUCACUGUGGUCUUGUGUGCUGUGCUCCUGGCACUGCCCGUUGGUGUUUAUGUCUGGGCAUCUCAGGGCCCAUACAACUGUCAUGAGUGGUGUUUGUGCUGUAGCCCUCUUUACAAGAAAACCCUACGAUGCCCCCAAGCAGCACCACAGUGCAAGGAUAGCUUUUCCAAAGAUCCUCCAGUUGUCUAUGAGGAUGGUGAGGUUCUCAGAGUAAUGGAGGAUAAUGAGGAGAUAGAAAAGGAGGGUAACAGUUAA
Molecule: messenger RNA, 1650 nt
Organism: Psammomys obesus (fat sand rat)
Lineage: Eukaryota; Metazoa; Chordata; Mammalia; Rodentia; Muridae
Gene: Lrit2
Product: leucine rich repeat, Ig-like and transmembrane domains 2
Exons: 3
Coding region: 1-1650 (549 amino acids)
Molecular function (GO): protein binding
Source: RefSeq, a predicted model, not a curated record